This is a messenger RNA of Lactuca virosa, 402 nucleotides long. NCBI's taxonomy places the organism in Eukaryota, Viridiplantae, Streptophyta, Magnoliopsida, Asterales, Asteraceae. The record is from the annotation of a GenBank genome assembly.
AUGCUGACAAGAACAUCGAAGCUCCAAUCACUUAAUGAAAAUCUGAAUCGUUUGAGGAAAAUCAGGAAGCAAGACAAGAACAGUAAAGAAAGUUGGGUUUUUUUGCUAAGAUAUAGUCCUGAUGAACUUGAGGAUUUAUGGAGUUGGGGUUUUGAGGUCGAAUCAUAUAACAAAGCCCUAUCUGAAAAAUACGGUGAUGAUCCGACUCAACAUAAUGUGAAUGAUCCUGAAUUGUGGACCCAAACACAGUUGCUUAGGAAAGGUGGGAAACAAAAAGGUCCUAUCUAUGGGGCAAGAUACUCGGAUCUUCACUUUCUGAUGACGGGUUCAUAUUCUUAUGAGUCAACUUCAGCUUCUGCUGACUUUGCAAAGUCACAACAGGAUGUAGAAUUAUUUGCAUAA